Mytilus trossulus (common blue mussel) is the source of this 6543-nucleotide messenger RNA. RefSeq names its product deleted in lung and esophageal cancer protein 1-like. Gene Ontology annotation, cellular component: cytoplasm; cilium. Gene Ontology annotation, biological process: negative regulation of cell population proliferation. The coding region runs from base 113 to 5308 and encodes 1731 amino acids. NCBI's taxonomy places the organism in Eukaryota, Metazoa, Mollusca, Bivalvia, Mytilida, Mytilidae. Gene Ontology annotation, molecular function: tubulin binding. The transcript is spliced from 39 exons. The record is from RefSeq and is a predicted model, not a curated record.
GAACUCUUCUGUUUAGAGUCUUUAAACAAUCUUGACAACGAUGGCGAAAACAAAGAUUUGAAUUAUUUUUUGUUUCAGACAGUUGUUUUAAUUCUCCAAAAUAAACAAGAGAAUGGCAAGCAUGAAAGUUCAAGGGAAUUUAACUGCUAGAGGAGAGGAACCUCCCAUGUUUCUACAGAGGCCCUCUACAGGAAAAUCACAAGAUGUUCGUCACAUUUUGACCAGGACAUUUAGAGACUUAUAUACCAGGGAUGCCAUAGGGCCAGAAACUGUUCGUAAUCUGAAUGUGUCUAAAGGUGGUGAUGAUCCUUAUCAUGAGAGAUAUGUUGAGUCACUACAGAAGGUGUUUGAAGAAAGACAAAGAAGGUUAGAUGAAGCAGCAAAGCUUGAGAAACAUAUCAUGCAGGCCCAGGCUAGAGCAAUGUCUGCUGAUGAAAAAGAACUAAACAGAGUAUCGAAAAGUUGUGAAAAUUAUAAUGAAUUAGGACUUCCACCAGGUAGAUCACAUUUCAGGUCAUGCAUUGAUACUGAUCUAUUGAGGAAGAAUAAGUUACUGACACCUGAAGAUUAUGCCACAGAUGAGCCGUCAGCAGUGCCGCCACCACCAUCUCCAAAGAUUCCUAGUUAUGCUCGAGUAACUGUCUCCUCACAACAACAUACACGUAUGUCUGAGAUGAGGGACCAUUCACCGUUUCCUCCACAGAGGACUGACUUGGAAGACCUAGAAGGACCAACCUUCCUUUCUGAGGAUUUCCAGGAGGGAGGACCCGAGUCAUCCAGGGUAGAUAUGGAAGAAGUUACAAGGACAAAAAGAGAGCAUGGAUGGAAGAUAUAUAUGUCAGAGGAACAAAGGGAACAGGAUAGACAAGAUCUGGCUACGUUACAAUCUAAAGUCAAUUAUAAGAGAAAUCCUCGCUUUGUACCUCCAUCAGCAACACCUGGUGGUAGAACUUUAAUCAAGGGCUAUAACCCUGUCUCCAAACAAGUUGGCAUUAAACCAGAUCUUGGGGAUGAAAAGAAAAAGGAGCCAUCAUUGAUCUUCUUGUUGUCGCCACCUAUUGUAAAGUUUACGAACUACAAGUCUGGACAAGUGUAUGAAUUGACCUUGGAACUUAAGAAUGUAUCAGCCGUGUUAAGACAGUGUAGAGCAUUGCCACCAACAACUUCUUACUUCUCUGUCGGACUAGGUCAGUUUCCAGGAGAGCAUGGUUUGGUAGCCCCUGGAAUGAGUUGUCACUACGCUAUAAGGUUUGCACCAGACUCGUUAAAGGACUAUGAUGAUGUGAUCAGAAUCCAAACCCAGUCAUCAGCACCAAUUUUAGUGCCACUUCAAGGAAGAAGAGAACCUCCAAAGCUUACAUUACCAAAGGUGUUAGAUGUUGGUUACUGUCUAGUGGGUGGCUACCAUGUGGCACAGUUUAUUGUUAAGAACCAUGGUGGUAAUGGAAGAUUUUGUGUAUUGAACAGAAACUCAUGGCCGGCACAUAAUUUCAAGCAAAUAAAUUCAUGGGUUUUUGGUCACAAGAAGUUUGGUAGCUCUAAAUCAUCUGUUGUAACGAAUGGUGCAGUAGCUAUGCCACCCUUUAAUGUCAGACCAUCAGUUGUAGAGUUAAUGAAGGGAGAGAGUGGGGUAAUUGAGGUUAUCUUUAGUCCUAAGUCUGUCAGAAGCUUCACACAAGAAAUGACUUUAAUCUGUGACAACUGCAAUGUUAGCCAUUUUAUGUUACAAGGAGAGUCCCAGAAAGCUGGUGUUGAGUUGGUAUCAGUAGAAAGAGGAACAUCAGAUCCAGUACCAGGAGAGCUAACAGAUAAUACUGCCCAACAUCUGAUUAGAUUCGAUGAUCUCAAUCCAUUUACAUACACUGAUAGGGCCAUCAUUGUUAAAAAUCCAACAAAUGUGUCAUUACCUUUCCAAUGGAAUAUUUAUAAACCUGAUAUGUCUGAGCCUGAGGAGAUGGAGGGAAGGAAGAUAGACAGGGUACCAGAUGUAGAUUCUGUCUUCAGUGUACAUCCUCCUAAUGGAACCCUACCUCCAGCAGGACAGAUAGAGUUCAAAAUCACAUUUGCUCCACCCAUAGUGAAUGAGUUCCACAGUGUAUUACACAUGCAGUUACAACAAGUUCCUCCCUUCAGUGAGAGUGGAUCUGCUAAAUCAUCAAAGGCAGGUAGCUCUGAACAUGGGGAUGACGAAAACUUAGAUGACAGUGUUUCAGAAAUUAUCUUAAACACUGAUGUGAAAGAGAGUAGAGAUUACACAGCAUUAGAAAUAGAAGUAAAGGGGAGCAGUAUUCCACUGAACGUGGUUCUUCAUCCCUAUGCUAUUUAUAUACCAGGUCAAAACUUGGUCGGAACUACGGUCAAGAAACUAUUUGCUAUGGCCAAUCAUAGCAGAUCAACUGUGACUUUUACAUGGCAGCCAUGUAAUGAAAAACAUAUACUAGAAGUAGAGCCACCUUUUGGCGAACUUGAUCCAGGAAUGGCUAUGGAUAUGGAGAUCAGUAUAACAGGUGCUGAGCCGGGGAAAGUCAUUGACAAUCUCUACUGUUAUGUCAUGAAUCUGGACGAACCAUUACAUCUUCAUGUGGAGGCUGAUUUCAAGGGACCAGAACUGCAAAUUGAAGAGCCUGAUAUUAAUUUUGGACUGAUCCGACUUGGCCAGAGUAUUACAAAGGAAAUAACACUGAUGAAUAAAUCACAAAUUAUAACCAAAUGGAGCAUACAAGAUAGUCCUGUGUUUUCAUCAUCUGACGACCCAAUGGCUGUAAGUGAGUUUACAUUUACACCAUCAAGUGGAGAAGUUCAACCAUUAGGUAAGACAAAAGUGUCUAUCAAAUUCACUCCAACAGCUAUCAAGUCAGUCAAGAGAGUGUUUGAAGUGACUGUUGAGGAUGGAAAUGAAUGUAAUAUAUCUGCCAUUGGAGAAGUACAGUCCCCUAUGGUAUGUUUGUCAUCUUGUGAGAUCUGUAUGGAGGAUGUUUAUAAACAGGUACCAGUUAGGUACCAGGCUGUACUUGUUAACCAAACACUUCUUGCUACAGAGUUUAAAUGGGGUCAGGUUGAAGGAGAGCAUGCCAAAGACUGUGAGAUUGAACUUGACCCAAUGACUGGUUGUAUAAAUCCAAGGGAAGAGAAGGCCAUCACUGUAAACUUUAGAGCUAAUAGGAGUGGAGAGUUUUCAGACCUUAGAAUACCAUGCUUUGUUGAAGGAAUCGAAGCUCCACUAUACCUAGGUCUGUUUGCUGAUGUUAAAGGACUAUCAGCUUCAUACAGAAUGUCCACAGAUGGAACUAACACUCAAUCUGCAGAGAAGCUAGACUUUGGUGAAGUGUUGAUUGGUACAACACCUAAAUUAUAUCUCCAUAUUAGUAAUGAGUCGGCUAUCUCAGCUCAUUAUAGUAUUAGUGCAGACUACUUCAUUGCCAAGCCCCCGACACCUCCCCAGGACAAAGCGAAUAGAAGUACAAGAAAGUCAUUGCUAAACAAAACACCAAAUCUUGCAGACCCCCUUGCCAAGACAUCAGCUAAAGCUAGAGCAGAUUUAUGCCAGGCCAUGUUAGUACAAGGUCUCGGAGCAUCGUUUGUAGCACUACCAGCAUCAGGCAAGCUCCAGCCAUAUAGUAAGGAAUUGAUUGAAAUAACAGCUUAUAGUGAUAUGUGGGGAUCAUAUACUGACACUAUCAACAUCAAGGUUGGAGAUUUGGACACUAAUUAUAUACCGGUCAGUAUGAAUGUCAUAGGAUGUCCACUGAACUUCCAAAUGACUGCUGCCAAACAUGAACAGAAACCAGUUGUCAGAUUUGGUACCCAUGUGUCAGGGGUAGCACCUAUAAAUAGAUCUAUGAGAAUUAACAAUAUCAGCCCUUUUGAUAUCCGAGUAGACUGGGAGACCUACAAUAUUGUUGAUGAAGACAACAAGAUAUUGGAUGUGAUGGUUGCCUUUGGUAAUGCUUUCCCACCCAGAGAUACCAAGGGAACAGAAAUUAUACCACCAUGGCAAAGUGAAGAGGAAACGGCUCCUGAACCUAUCAAGAGAAUGCCAACAGAUAUGAUUCCAGACACAGCUGAUUCUUCACCGUUAGUCAGCAGAGGUCACUCCAAAUACUCACUACGUUCUCAACCAUACAUGGAACUAGAAGAAGACUCAGACUCUGAAGAGGAAGAGGUUGAGCUAGAGGUCAAGGAGGAAGAAAACAGACUUAAAGUAGUGUCCCUGUUCUACAGAGCUCAUGAAGGGGUACCAGCUCAAGAACCUUACAACAUAAAAGCUAAACAGCUGGUGAUCCCAGCUAGAGGAUUCUCCAAUGUUAACAUCACGUUUACACCACUACCAACAGAAGAAGUCACACAGGAGAUGGACUGUGAAGGAUAUGCCAUUGCCCAUAUGAGUUUAGAUAAGAAUCCUGAUGUUGAAAAUAAAGUAACAAGAAAACAGGGAUUUGAAGUUAAUCCUCUCCAUCUUGAUAUGGCUGCUCAUCUUAAACCUGCAUUAUUAAGUAUGGAAUGCAUGGACGAGGAAGGCAUGAGAUACAGAUCUGCUAUGAGUGAUCUAAUGUUGGACAGUCAAGGAAAUACCCAUUCUGAGAGUUUCCGAGUAAUGGGAGCUAUAUUAUCUAACCAUACAGAGAGUCCGCUUGCCUUUAGACUGAUAUCAAAACCUCCAUUCUUGUUAGUCGAUUUAGAUCCCUCAACAAACAGAGAAGAAUUAACUAAAGCAUAUGUUACAGAAUUCCAAACAUUGAAACCUCAACAUAAUCUACCGGUAAAGAUAGCAUUUCAGACAACCACAGACUUACUAAAAUACCUAAAUGACUCUGACCAUGAUAACAUUGCCUUGAGAGAACAGGAUGGUAAAAAGAUUGACAUUAAAGAUGACCUUGUUGUAGAGUUCAACAAUGGAACCACACAGAAACUUCCACUGUAUGCUACGCUAUCUGUACCUCAGAUGGAAUUAUCAAAAGAAUCACUGGACUUUGGUGUCUGUUUAGUAGGACAGAGAAGGGAGCUACAACUGACCAUAUCUAACAAGACAGCUUCUCAUUGUCACUGGAGAGUCUAUCAAGAGAGCACAAUCGACAGCAGCACUAUUGAUAGGUUCUCCAUUGAACCAACAGAAGGAUAUUUAGAGGCUCACAUUACCCAUGUGUCAGACAGUAAAUCUCUCCUUAAAGUCUACUUCACUGCCAAGCAUUCUGAGCAUUAUGAAACUGUAUUUGUUUUCCGUGGAAACCUUGGUGAAGAAUCACGUAAAUUGUUUAUCAGAGGCACUGGAUCUUAUGAUGAGAAACAUGAAGCCAUUUUGAAUGUGUAAUUGAUAUUCAUUGACAUGUCAUGUGACUAAAUUUUAGAAUGGUAUAUGUUUAUGUGUAAUUAAUUGCUACAUUAUUUUUUAUGGAGGGAUUCUCUCAAAGCUGGUUAUAUUUGUUCAUGUUAAUAACAGUGCUUAUGCAUAAGUUUAAAUGUCUUUUUUCAUACUAGCAACAUUAAAGGUCAAAGCUUGCAUGAGCAAGGUAGUAUAUUUUUAACUGUUGAUAAGCAGUUUAUUUUCCCAAAUUUUAAAACAGCAUUUGUCUUAAAUUAAAUGAUAGAAUUUUGAAUUUUGAUAAUAUAGUUGGUAAAUAUAGCUCUUACAAAAAUCAAGUUGAUAAUGUAAUUCAUCUAUUUUUGUGAAUUCUAUUUGGCAAUAAUUCUCUAGUGAUUAAUUUCACUUAUCCUAAGAACUAAGAACUGAGAACUGAUUAUAUUUCAUAAUUGAUCUGUUAAAAAUUAGUUUCCAGACCGGAAAUUUUCUUACAAAUCAUUAGAUUUCAAACAUUUUUAAAAAUAAUUUGCAGAACAAAGUUUGAAAUAAUCUAUUUAAUUUAACUGUGAAGAAGUGAAAUGUACAUAAUUACAGUGAGUUUUUAAACCACUGUGAUGUAUGCUAUAAUACUUGUUGAUUUACAUUUGUUAUUCUAUAAUACAUUCCGUCCAAUGUUUUAUUGUAUAUUUUGUCAUUCUUGUCCAAUGUUUUAUUUUAUAUUUUGUCAUGUUUCUCUGGGAAAUUAAUGUACUUAAGUAUCUUGUUUUUUAUAAUUGCUAACAGUCAAUUGAGAUGAGGAACUUGUGUUCCUUUUUGUAUCUUUGCUUUUAUCUAGGCUCUAAAGACUAGGUUUAUUUUCUGUUGUAAUACCUUGGUUACAAGUUGAUAAAUAAGUGUUAAUAUGUUGAUUCAUUUGAUUGCUGUAUUUCAAUGAUACCUACUUUGAUGAAUUUUCACUGAAUAGAGAUAAAACAGAAUUUAUGUAAAGAUAAGUUUAAUUUAAUUUUAAUUUAAGUUUGUUAUUGUGUUUAAAUGGUUAAAAUUCACCAAGUUCGUCAAAGUCUCAUCACUUCUUGCUAGUGCCAGGCUUUAUGUGUACACUAUUGGAAUGUGUUAUCAAAUCCAAAAUUUUAAAUAUUUCUAUAUGUACAUGCUAAAACAAAAGAAGUUUACCAGUUUUUUGUGAUGAUAAGAAUUAAAACAAUAUUUAUAAUUGAGAACUGUGAUAUUAAAAAUUAUUGCAU